GUCAAAGUAUUGGUGCUUCAGUUUCAGCAUCAGUCCUUCCAAUGAAUAUGGUGAAGAUCAAUUCUGAAGGUCAGUUCGCAGUAGCUGAUGAAGCAGGACCUAUGGGCUCACAGGUAGACGAGCCCCUAAUAGUCUCAGAGGCCGGGAGCCCCUCCAAUACAGAGCACAUGUGCUUCAUGCAUGGAGACCAGAGCUGACUGCAGAGGCAAGUCAGAAUUUUGCAGGCUGGGAGAUAAAUGAGACAGGCAUCUUCAUCCAUGGGAACAGUGUGAUACAACUCAAGGCUUCCUGAAAGCCAAGAGGACCCUCAGAGACCAUCUAGCCCAGUGAUUCUCAAAGUGUGGUCCCCUGACCAACAGAACAGCAUCACUCAGACUGAAUAAGAUAGAAACUCUGUGUUUUCACAAACUUUCCAGGUGAUUCUCAUGUGAUCUUUACAGGUGCUUCUAAGAUGUGAGGACCUUCCAUCCAGCCCAUUGUUCCCAAAACUGCUGCUAGAAUACUUAUUUGCAGAAGGUUAACGGGUCCUCUGUAAAAGGAGGAUCUAUGGUCAAAUAAGUUUGGGAACUACCUACUCUCUGCAUCACUUUCAGAAAGUCACAAAUCACAGUGGUGUGUUAAUGACUCUGAGAAGUUCCGCAGUCAAUUCUUUGCUUUUGAUUAAUCCAACGUUAUUUCAAAUUGCUUGUUCAGAUUGCUCACAUUUCCAUUAACACUCUCUUAGAGAAAUUCUGACCCACCUCAUUCCUCAUUUUUUACGUGGAUCUAUUGAAGAUUGGAAGAAGUAUGGGGACUGCCCAGAGUUUCAGAGAGAAAGUGUGUUAGGGCUCAAAAAGGGCCUAGCAAUACGCUUCACUCCUAAACCCUGCACCCUCUUUCCCUGCCUCCUAGCCAUGUGUCCCUCCAGAGCUCUGUGAUAUGGAGCCAGUCAACAGCACAGAGGUGUCUGAGUUCUUCCUGAAAGGAUUUUCAGGUUACCCUACCCUGCAGCACCUGCUCUUCCCUCUGUGCUCAGCCAUGUACCUGGUGACCCUGCUGGGGAACACAGGCAUCGUGGCGGUCAGUGUCCUGGAUGCCCACCUGCACACACCCAUGUACUUCUUCCUGGGAAACCUCUCCAUCCUGGACAUCUGCUACACGUCCACUUUUGUGCCCCUGAUGCUUGUCCACCUCGUGUCAGCCCAGAAGACCAUCUCCUUUCUUGGCUGCGCACUCCAGAUGUGUCUGGGUCUGUCUACAGGCUCCACAGAGUGUCUGCUGCUCACCAUCAUGGCCUAUGAUCGCUACCUGGCCAUCUGCCGGCCCCUUAGGUACCCCGUGCUGAUGAGCCACCGGCUCUGCUGGUUGCUGGCGGGAGCCGCCUGGGUCCUCGGUCUCUGCAAGUCAGUGACUGAGACAGUCAUCGCCAUGAGGCUGCCCUUCUGUGGCCACCGUGUGGUCAGUCACUUCGCCUGCGAGAUCCUGGCAGUCCUGAAGCUGGCCUGUGGUGACACGUCCAUCAGUGAGGUCUUCCUGCUGGUGGGUGCCAUCUUGCUGCUGCCCGUGCCCCUGGCCUUCAUCUGCCUGUCCUACACGCUUAUCCUGGCCACCACCCUGAGGGUACCCUCAGCCACCGGGCGCCGCAAAGCCUUCUCUACUUGCUCAGCACACCUGGCCGUGGUGAUGCUUUUCUAUGGCACCGUCAUCUUCAUGUACAUGAAACCCAAGAGCAAGGAGGCCCGUAUCUCUGACGAGGUCUUCACGGUCCUCUAUGCUGUGGUCACACCCAUGCUGAACCCCGUCAUCUACAGCCUGAGGAACAAGGAGGUGAAGGAGGCUGCCAGGAAGGUGUGGGGCAGGAUACAGACCUCCAGGUGAGGGAGGCCAGGGCUCCUGCAGGUUAGCAGCUCAGGUCUGCCUUCGCCUACAGAGCAGAUGGGUAGGGCUCAGGGUAGGGGUUCUGGAAUCUUCAACCCAGAA
This is a messenger RNA of Bubalus bubalis (water buffalo), 1959 nucleotides long. RefSeq names its product olfactory receptor 13J1-like. Gene Ontology annotation, cellular component: membrane. The coding region runs from base 919 to 1857 and encodes 312 amino acids. The transcript has a single exon. Gene Ontology annotation, biological process: G protein-coupled receptor signaling pathway. Lineage: Eukaryota; Metazoa; Chordata; Mammalia; Artiodactyla; Bovidae. The record is from RefSeq and is a predicted model, not a curated record. Gene Ontology annotation, molecular function: olfactory receptor activity; G protein-coupled receptor activity.